Molecule: messenger RNA, 423 nt
Organism: Chinchilla lanigera (long-tailed chinchilla)
Lineage: Eukaryota; Metazoa; Chordata; Mammalia; Rodentia; Chinchillidae
Gene: Slirp
Product: SRA stem-loop interacting RNA binding protein
Exons: 4
Coding region: 52-387 (111 amino acids)
Molecular function (GO): RNA binding
Source: RefSeq, a predicted model, not a curated record
AGGUUCUUCCGGGGUCACCGCUUCAGGUCACCGAGGGCUUUCAGACGAAAGAUGGCAGCCUCCGUAGCGAGGGGUGCUAUGGCGGUGCGUUCGAGUGUUAACCGGCCGGUUGCUUUUGUCAGGAAAAUUCCCUGGACUGCGAAAUCGAGUGAGCUGAGAGAAUACUUUGCUCAGUUUGGCCAUAUACGAAAAUGCGUUGUUCCUUUUAACAGAGAGACUGGCUUUCAUAAAGGUUUGGGUUGGAUUUACUUUUCUUCACAAGAAGAGCUACAGAAUGCAAUGCAACAUGAAAACCACAUAAUUGAUGGAGUGAAGGUCCAUGUUCAAGUUCAAAGACCAAAAAUUUUGCAAGGGGAUCAAACCUCUGAUGAAGAGAAAGAUUUCUAAGAUGCUUAUUGCCCAUUAAAUAAACACAAAACAGAA